GCUCCGCGGCCGCCCAGAGCAGCAGCAGCAGGAGCAGCGGGAGCAGCGGGAACGGCGGCGCCAUGAAGGUGAAGAAGGGCAGCGGCGCCGGAGGAGGAGGAGGCGCGCCCGGGGCCGGCGCUGGCGGAGGAGCCGCCGCCGCCGCCGCCGCUUGCACCGAGGAGGAGCUGCUGCGCAAAGCCGCCAUCAGCCCCGAGGACGUGCUGGGGCUCCCCAAGAUCACCUCCGACUACCUCUGCACCCCGGAGGAGAACGUCUACAAGAUAGAUUUCACCCGGUUCAAAAUCCGAGACAUGGAGUCGGGCACGGUGCUCUUUGAAAUCACCAAGCCGCCGGCUUCAGAGCGAGAGCACAGUGACAAGAAGGAUGUCGACCCCAACGCCGGGCGCUUCGUGCGCUACCAAUUCACACCGGCGUUUCUGCGGCUGCGUCAGGUCGGAGCCACGGUGGAGUUCACCGUGGGCGACAAGCCCAUCAAUAACUUCCGCAUGAUCGAGAGGCAUUACUUCCGGGACCAGCUGCUGAAGAGCUUCGAUUUUGAGUUCGGCUUCUGCAUCCCCAGCAGCAAGAACACCUGCGAGCACAUCUACGAGUUCCCCCAGCUCUCCGAAGACCUCAUUCAGGAGAUGAUCCUGCACCCCUACGAGACCCAGUCAGACAGUUUCUACUUUGUGGAUAGCAAGCUGGUCAUGCACAACAAAGCGGAUUAUUCCUACAGCGGGGGACCCUGACGCGGAACCGCCAGGCGCCUUCCCCGCAAAUUCCUGUAGAAAUGGGUUCGGGUUUCCGCCGGCCGGCGUUGGCAUGGAGAGCCAGGAUCCGAGGACCCUGCCAGGAGCUGGAGUUUCGGGACUAAAAUUAGCUGAAGUCGUUAACUGUUCCUUGAGCUGUCGAGGCAACCCCCCCUGCCCACCCCCUCUCCCAGGGAGAGCCUCUUCACACCACUGAGUAACCCCGUAGUUGUGGCUUGAAAUAGCUCCACGUAGUUAACUCCAGGCCAACGAGGUCUGCGGCGUUUCAUACCGGCUAUGGUGUCUCUCUCUCCAUCUCUCUCUCUCUCUCUCUCUCUCUCUCUCUCUGUCUUUGGCCCAGGGGUUUGGUUUUGGUUUUUUGUGUGGAAAACCCACCCCAGACGCUCUCUCCAAGAGAGUGGCGUCCUCGAUGACCCCCUUUUUCUCGGAACCGGUGGCAGGCGGAUGCGAACUCUGAGACGUGCACCUUCCCUCUGGUCGGACGAAGGACCUGUGUGGUCCUCGGGGCAGAGUCCUAACCUCCUGUUCCCAUUUCCUUUGCCCCUUCAGCGUUCUGAGAAGCGGAAGCAAAUCAGGACAACGUUUAGAUAGGUGUGUGGGUUUUUUUUUUGAAGAGGGGUCUUGCUGUGGGAGCCUCUGGCACUUGCAAAGGGCGGCAACUGUGCGUCUCAGGCUGGGUGGGAGCCCAGAUCCCAGAUCACCUCAUUCAGGCCAAUCCCAGGGUCUCCUGGGUGCCCCACCCUUUGCCAUCUCUCUUGGGGGGGUCCUGGAGGCUUGUCACAGAAACGGGCCGCUGGGAUCUAUUGCUCCCAUUGUCAUACUUCCCCACCCCAAGCCCAGCAAAUCUCUGCAUUCCAAUGCCUGAUGUCAUUUGCACUUAGAAAGAUAGCUGUGGGUAUAUUAGACCAGACGGGGUAUUCCUCUUCUGCCAGGCCUCUUCCAUCUUCCGUGCAAAUCCUGGAGAGUUGGGGGUCUCCAGCCCUUUCAUGGGUCUCCCCUCGUCCUCAGCCCCUUCCGCAGACACCUCUUCCUUCCCAUACAGAACUGGCCGACUGAACCCCAACUCCUUACCCCAAACCCAACUUCUUUCUUAAAGGAGAGCCACUCAGACCAGAAUCCUAUAGACGUUCCAGCCAGGGGGGCUUUUUGGGGGGAGAGUAGCCUGCCCUGUUAAUGGGGAUUUGGGGAAUGGGAUUUUCUUAUUUUAAGCACUCUCUCUCUCUCUGUGUGCGUGUGACUUAUUUAUUUCUUUUGGCUUCCUCUCCGUGUGAAUCACCUGGGAAACAUCCCUUCUCUGAAGAUGCGCAAGCCCAAAGGUCAGGGGUCGGAAGCGACUUAGGGUGCUGGGGUGCCUGUGUGGGGCCCAAGCUCUCUGUGGGCAUGUGACUCUCCAGAACGUCCAAGGAGAGGAAGGCGGGGGGCUCAGAAGUCGAAAAUGCAAGCAGCCUUUGGGUGGGAGACAAGGAGUCCCCUUUAUUCCUGGUGUAAUCGUGGAGCCUCCAGGCCACUGGGGUUUGGGUGGGUGUGUUGGCCAUUCUGUAGGGGGCUCUUUAAAUACUAAGCGUGAGUUAAUCGAAACAGCCGUGUGCCGGCCUCCGAAAAGGGGGACUUUACCAGACAGCAGAUUAAGUCCUGUUUCUCACUCACUCUCAGGACGCAGCCUUGUUGAAGCAAGAAGUCCAAACGGAAAAGGCAGAGAGUCUUGUGGAUCUUUGCGUUGUGGUCUCCUGAAAGUUAUGCAGGCAUCACUGGGCCAAGGGGGGGGUGUCAACUGAGGGGGGUUUGGCAGUCCAGAGCAGGAGGUGGGUGGGAAAGCUCUCUCUCUCUCUCUCUCUCUCUCUCUCUCUCUCUCUCUCUCUGUGUGUGUGUGUGUGUGCAUAUCAUCUCUUGGUUGAGUUUUUGACCAGUCACAUGAAUUCCAUUUUUCUAUUUCCAAGCCUAAGUCUGGACCAGGGGCAGAACAUGAGCUGAGACGGUGCUCUUGUUUUAUUUCCGUUCUGCCCUAACUGAAAUGUCAAAAUGACAAUGCAGAAGAAGAGAUGGCAGAACCUGUUUCUGGGGCUCAACCCAAGCGGUUUGCCAUUAGCAAUGAUCACGACAGCAUCUUGCAGCUUGCGGGCAUGAUAAGUGUGCCAGAGUUUUAAGCGCUCAAGGGUGAUCCUUCUUGGCACCUGUCACUUAAGAAAAAGACAAUCUCCUUAUGGAAGAUUGGAGGAAUUACCUUGCAGCCGAACGGAGGCACGCAAAAGACCCUGUCUUCGGCAAGGAUGGGGCAAGCCAGAGGCGCCAUACGGGGACUGCUUCUCUACGCAGAGGCCAUGGCUCUGCCGGCAGUUCUCCUCGGCUGCAGAAUUGCCGCGGUUUAUUUUUUUUAUAGCAUUAAAAAAUAGGUUGGCUGUGUUGUAAGCAGCACGAUUCUCUGUCGUCGGAGGAAAAUGAUUCACACUGGGCAGAGUUCUUUCCUCCCCACCUCUUUUCUUUGGGUGGCAGGAGCAGCACAAAAGUCCUGGGUUCAAAGUCCCAGGAUGAGACCUGCCUGAACUCCUGCAGAGCCAUAGCUGCCUGUCAGUGGGGGCAAUACUGACCAGCAGUCUGACUCGGCAAACGGGCGGCUGCUCAUGUUCCUAAGUUCACUCACAACCAUGAGGACUGGAAUCUUUAUUUUUAAAAGAAGGGCUCUAGUGGUCGAGUGCCUGCUUUGGAUGCAGAAGGUCCUGGGUUCAAUUCUAUGGGCAUCUCCCAGCAGGCCUGUCUGGAACCCUGGAGAGCUGCUGCUGCUGCCAGUCAGUGCAGGCAAUACUGAGCUAGAUGGGCCUGGCAAGAGGCUCAUGAUAUCCCCCCUCCUGCCUGGUUUCUGGGAUUUCUAGAGAAAAAAGGGGGUCUGCAGGAUUUCUUACAGAAACAGCUGCAUUCUCCAUUCUGUGCCCUUCUGGUCACCUUUUUCACAAAUGGAAAGCUAUGUAGAAUAAUGGAAUUGUAGGUUGGGAAGGACCCAAAGGUCGUCUCAUCCAGCUCCCAGCAGUGUAGGGAUCCUGCCCGCAGCCGUCUCUGGGUGGGCUCGAACCACUGACUCCCCUGGUGAACAGCCAGGCCUCUUGGUGAGAAGUGCUUUUAAGACACGAGGCUGGGAGGGAGAGGAGGAGUCUGAAAAGCUCUCUGCCUGGGGGCAGCCAGGUGGGACCCCAGCCUCCCAAAGGAGUGGGGGAACACUCCAAAUUGCAGCCUCGCUGGUCGGACAGGAGGGAUCGGCUGAAGCAGCGCUCUGUGUCCCUACUUCAUUCAUCUCACUCUGCUCACGUCCUCCCACUCCGUCCGAUGGAAGGCGCCCACAAAAGCUCCUGUAAUAAUAAUAAUAAUAAGUCUCUUCAGGUGCCGCAAGACUUCCACAGAGCCACAAAACGGACAUAUUAAAUGCACAGAAGCUUUUCAUUGAUUGGGCUUUGGGGAGAUAGAUUUUUAGCAUCACCUGGCAAAACACUCUUAAGAAGUGUUUUGAUUUUCUUUUGUGUGUGUGUCUCUUUUGAGUUGUGGGUGUGCGCGUUCGCAUGACCCAGCUGCUGUGUUAAUAAUAUUUGAAUGCAACGAUUUAGCUGCGAUUCCUGCAUCGCAGCGGGUUGGGCUAGAUGUCCUUUGGGGUCCCCUCCAAGUAGUUCUCCGAUUCAGUCACUGGGAAUCAAGUUCCGGAUGUGACACGGUAGACGUUAGGAUUCCUCCUUGGGGACACGGUAGCAAUGUCCACUGGAUCAGUUCCCCUCUUGCUUAGCUACCGGAAUCAGAUUUCCUAGGAACAUGCAACGCGAGCUGCCAGAGCGCUGAGUGGUCUGCAAUGCUGAAUUUGGACCAAGAGAAUUGGGUGAUUAUUCCAGGGAAAAUAAAAUAGGAUUUAUAAUAGUCAGGUCUUCCUUGUAGGAAUCGGAGGUGCCUAAAAGAGAUUACAGAUGAGUGGAGGUUUUAAAGGGCCACGUAUAAGAAAUGGGAGAAAGGGCAAACCACGAAGGAAGGGUAUAAGUGAGUAACCAACUCUUGCAGGGAGAAGGUCAGGCGGGCCAAGGCUCUGAAGGAGCUCAGGCUUGCAGGAGAGGUCAUAAAUUUAAAAGGUUUUCCCCACUGGCUUUAUUCAAAGCAAGAGGGAGAAUAAGCAAGGAGUAAGUCCCCUUUGGGGGUGGAAAAUGGAGAAUCGCUUUUGGAUGACAGGGAGAAGGCAGAGCUGCUUGGUCAUCUACGGCCAGUCUCCAGACGUGGCUGGGCUCCCAUCAGCCAGCAUGACCAAUGGUUAGGGAUGUGCAGCCCACAAAUAUCUAGAAGGCAUCACAGAUGCACCUCAUCCUUGGGCGAAAGGGGAAUUGUUUCAAAACCGUUUUGCGUUUCCACUUACAGAUUAUGGGGUGUGCUUUUUCCGGGUGGGACGGGAAAGGACUUUGAAAAAAAAGCAAACUUUCCCCGGAACAAAUGUUUGCUCUCCUGUAAAACUGUAAAAAUGAUAAAUCGCCCAGCAGUGGCACAAACAUCCCUCUCCAAACACUCGAAAGUAAACGAGUGAUCAAAAAUAAACGAGCUGGUGUUUUCUUUG
Messenger RNA from Podarcis muralis (Common wall lizard), 5322 nucleotides. RefSeq names its product unc-119 lipid binding chaperone (gene UNC119). NCBI's taxonomy places the organism in Eukaryota, Metazoa, Chordata, Lepidosauria, Squamata, Lacertidae. Gene Ontology annotation, cellular component: spindle pole; spindle midzone; intercellular bridge. Gene Ontology annotation, molecular function: lipid binding. The record is from RefSeq and is a predicted model, not a curated record. Gene Ontology annotation, biological process: nervous system development; positive regulation of protein tyrosine kinase activity; negative regulation of clathrin-dependent endocytosis.